ACCACUUCCGAACAAAACUAUAAUAAACUUCUCAAAUUGAAUCCCUCCCAAUUCCUUCCCAAAUUCUAACGCUUUCUUGCUCUCUUUGUCCGCCAUGGAUUCGAAUCCUCUCAAGCUCCUUGCUUUCCUUGCAAUCCUUCUCCCUUGUCUCGUCUUCGUUCUCUUCGCUUCUCCGGAUUUGCUUCAAUGGGAUCGGCCUUGGAGGACCCCCAUGCGCGCUGAGGACCUCCUGCCCUUGCUCCCCAGGCGUGUCUCCUUGCCAAUCUUGCGCUCCCUCCACAGCGCUGUAGAUCUUCUGCCGACUUUCGUGGCGUCGCCGUCGUCGUUGAACGUCUCUGAGAACUGGAAAGGCGCCUGCUUUUCUAAUAAUAGGGCUUGGCUGGAGCUGCAUAAUAAGACGGGUUCCAAGUUUGGUGGUGGGACUCUUCAUAUUAAGGUUAGUGAUGCUCAUAGUUGGACAUGUAUGGACCUCUAUGUAUUUGCCACUCCAUUCCGGUUGACAUGGGAUUACUAUUUUUUGGCUCGAGAGCAUACUCUAGAGUUUGAUGAGUGGGAAUCUGAAGCAGAGCUUCAACAUGUGAAACACAAGGGUGUGUCAAUCUUUCUCAUGAAAUCGGGGAUGCUUGGAACCCUUCAAGCUCUGUGGGAUGUUUUCCCUUUAUUUACAAACACUGGAUGGGGUGAGAAUGCAAAUCUUGCUUUUCUCAAGAAGCAUAUGGGGGCUUCAUUUGCAGAGCGGCCCAAACCAUGGGUUUCAAAUAUUAGUGUUGAUGACAUUCAUUCUGGAGACUUUUUGGCUCUGUCAAAAAUUCGUGGACGUUGGGGCGGUUUUGAAACUUUAGAGAAGUGGGUUACCGGAGCAUAUGCUGGUCAUACUGCAGUUUGUUUGAAAGAUUCUGAAGGAAAACUUUGGGUUGCAGAAUCUGGAAAUGAAAAUGACAAGGGAGAAGAUAUAAUUGCUCUUUUGCCGUGGGAAGAGUGGUGGGAUUUUGAGCUGAAUAAGGAUGAUUCAAAUCCUCAGAUUGCAUUGCUUCCCCUUCAUCCAGCCAUCAGGGCCAAAUUCAAUACAACUGCAGCUUGGGAAUAUGCAAAAAGCAUGUCAGGGAAGCCUUAUGGUUAUCAUAACAUGAUAUUCAGUUGGAUAGAUACUAUAAAAGGAAACUACCCGCCACCCUUGGAUGCGCAUGUGGUUGCUUCAGUCAUGACUAUGUGGAAUAACGUUCAGCCAGACUAUGCUGCGAACAUGUGGAAUGAAGCCUUGAAUAAACGAUUAGAGACUAAGGAUCUUAGUCUGCCUGAAAUCAUAGUUGAAUCAGAAAAGCGUGGUUUGUCCUUUGAUGAACUGCUCACCAUUCCUGAGCAGGAUGAUUGGAUUUAUUCGGAUGGGAAAUCGACCUCUUGUGUUGCCUUCAUUCUGGAAAUGUACAAACAAGCCGGCCUUUUUGAUCCAAUUGCUAGCUCUAUACAAGUUACUGAGUUCACUAUAAAGGACGCAUAUGUUCUCAAGUUUUUCGAGAACAUCACAAGCCGGUUACCUGAAUGGUGCAACAAAGAAGAUGAUGUCAAGCUUCCAUUCUGCCAAAUUAAGGGGAAGUACCGAAUGGAACUGCCGGAUUACAAUAGCAUGGAACCUUACCCGCACAUGAACGAAAAAUGCCCGUCGCUGCCUCCAAAAUACUUCAGGUCAAGUAAUUGCUGAUCAGCAGUUUAUCUUCUUUUUUUUUUUUGCAGUAGCUGCAAGCACAGUGUAUAUAUAUGAAACACUUGGAUAAAACAUGUAGUUAUGAAUUGUCUAGCAAGUGUAGCAUAUUAAGUACAAAGAACAAACAAGAAUGUAAAUUCGGAAAAUAAUGUUUACAUACAUUGUUUUUGUUUGUUUC
Molecule: messenger RNA, 1880 nt
Organism: Dioscorea cayenensis subsp. rotundata (Guinea yam)
Lineage: Eukaryota; Viridiplantae; Streptophyta; Magnoliopsida; Dioscoreales; Dioscoreaceae
Exons: 7
Coding region: 95-1699 (534 amino acids)
Source: RefSeq, a predicted model, not a curated record